Fusarium graminearum PH-1 is the source of this 420-nucleotide messenger RNA. RefSeq lists its product as uncharacterized. The record is from RefSeq and is a predicted model, not a curated record. Bases 1 to 420 code for a protein of 139 amino acids. NCBI's taxonomy places the organism in Eukaryota, Fungi, Ascomycota, Sordariomycetes, Hypocreales, Nectriaceae. The transcript is spliced from 5 exons.
AUGAAGGCUGUGACCUCGCUCGUUCUUCACUGCGCCGCAGUGACUGUCGCUGCUGCGGCUCUUCCUGACGGUAGUCAAGUGGUUGCUGACCCUCUGGAGGGCUAUGAAAUUGUUCCUAUGCAAUGGAAGGGUGUUAUCAAAGAGGGAGAGGCUCCUGUCUCCCUGAAUGGUACUAUUGAGUCGGUUAUCUCCCAGAUCAAGGAGCUUAACCCGGAGUUCGAGUUGGUGGAAGAAGACACCGCCGAGUCAUCCGGACUCGAAGCACGCAACCCAUCCAACAUCAUUUGCAAUGUUGGCGGAAGCGGUUAUGUCGAUGUGAAAGCGGCCCAACGUGAGCAAAGGUACCUUCGCUCCUUGGGUACCAGUCUGCCAAUCGAAAACCAGCAGCCCGCCUUGUACAGUCAGGCCUUGCGCUCCUAG